Messenger RNA from Lathyrus oleraceus (garden pea), 1746 nucleotides. RefSeq lists its product as uncharacterized. The transcript has 2 exons. Lineage: Eukaryota; Viridiplantae; Streptophyta; Magnoliopsida; Fabales; Fabaceae. Bases 281 to 1729 code for a protein of 482 amino acids. The record is from RefSeq and is a predicted model, not a curated record.
UUCAGGUUAAAGAUAAUGAUUAAGGAGAUUUGCUCCACAUUUUGGACUUGUUUCACUUGACUUAUGCACUAACCCAAUUUGUUUUGUAGGGUGUUUGGUUCAUGUGAGCCUUGUGCUAUGCAUAUUAUUGUAUGAUUGAACAUUGUUAAUUGAACAUUAUGCUAUUAUCUGUUUAUGAAUGGGAUGCUGAUGUUAUUGGAUUGUUUCCAGGUACCCUUUAGCCGCUCAGUUCUCUUAAGAACUUGCUUUGCUUUGCUUAAAUAGCAACUUGCAUUGAGACAUGGAAAGACCAAAGAGGCAUACGAAGAAGUACAGUUUCCGACAGCCUGAUGUAAAGGAGUUAAGGAAUCUGACAUCUUAUGUACUAGAUCCCCUGGGUUUCAAGGCUCGAUAUGGGAAGCUUCUGCCGCUGCUGACUACUCAGGUGGAUGAGGGAUUGAUGAAUACCCUUGCUCAGUUCUAUGAUCCGCUGUAUCACUGCUUCUUAUUUCCGGACUUCCAGCUGUUGCCUACUUUGGAAGAGUACUCUCACCUUAUUGGGAUCCCGAUUCUGGAUCAGGUGCCGUUCAGUGGCCUAGAGAGUAUUCCAUCUGCUCGUGAGAUUGCUAGUCUAUUGCAUAUAGAUGAAGCUUUGAUCAAAGCCAAUCUGAUUACCAAAGGUGGGAUUAAGGGUUUCUCUUCAGAGUUCCUUGUCGCUCAAGCUACCUUCUAUGGAGAAGCCAGGAGUGAGGAUGCCUUUGAGGCUCUGUUUGUAUUACUCAUCUAUGGAUUAGUGCUAUUUCCCAACUUUGACAAGUUCGUGGACGUGAAUGCUAUUAGGAUCUUCUCAGUUCUUAAUCCGGUUCCGACUUUGUUGGGCGAUGCCUAUUUCUCUCUGCACCUGAGGAAUAUGAAGGGUAGUGGAGUUAUUGUCUGCUGUCUACCUUUGCUGUACAAGUGGUUUAUUUCGCACUUGCCGCAGACCAUUGCUUUUAAGGAGAACAAGGGAUGUCUACGGUGGUCUCAGAGACUCAUGUCCCUCACCAAUGAUGAUAUCUCUUGGUACGAUCGUGUAUAUGAUACUGUGCAGAUUAUUGAUUCUUGUGGUGAAUUCCCGAAUGUGCCUCUUCUCGGUACAUGUGGUGGGAUCAGCUACAACCCUACACUUGCACGUCGUCAGCUUGGGUUCCCCCUAAAGGAUAAACCUCAUAACAUUCUGUUAGAAGGUGUAUUCUUUCAGGAGGGUAAAGAUCCCCAAGGCUUGAAAGCCAGAUUCGUCCGCGCUUGGCGCAAUAUCCGAAAGAAGAGUAGGAAUGAAUUGGGUCCGAAGAAUUGCAUUGCUUUGGAGCCUUAUACUUCCUGGGUCAGACAGCGAGUCGCUGAAUACCUGAUGCCUUACGACUACCCGAGACCUACACCUUUGGAUGUGGCUGGGCCUUCAACCCUCCCUAUCCAACGUGUAGAGGAGUUGAGAGAAGAAGACCUUUCACGUGCUUGGAUCCGUGAAAGAGAAGAAUUGCUGCAACAGAUUAAGGAAAAGGAUGCUCUGAUUGAGUUUCUUGAGCAUCAGGUGAUCGACGAUCCGAAUGAUGCAUGGACUUCUUUACUUCCUCAGUCUUCCAAAUUCUGGAAGAGGAAGUAUGAUCAGCUUGCCAAGGCAAAGGCGGAUAUGGAAGCAGCUUAUGAGAGAGAGAUUAAGAAGUUGUGUGCCUCUCGUCUUCCAGCAUCCAGAGCUCCUAGGGAUCCAUAGGAUGUUGUUUUCCUUUU